AGGCCGCCUCUGCACAAACCCUCGGACGUCAUGUGGGAGGUGCCUCCGCUGUACUUGCCGACUGUGUGCUUCGAGCUACAUUCACCGAGGAGACUUGCGAGCGGUGGUUCGUCGCUCUGCAGCACUCCUGGGCGCACCGCUGGCGGAGACUCCGCGGAGGACCACGACGAGGCCUGCAUUUUCUCGUUCGAGGAGGACGAGUCCAAGCCGACAUGGACUUACUCCACCGGCGGGCCCGUGCAGAUGCACCUGGUUGAGCUGGAGGGGGACGAGGCCGAGGACAUUGGCCAGCGCAAGCACGUCGACAUUUGGAGGCAGUCGCGGAGCUCGAAGCAGGCGUUCGGAACUGUCGGCGCGGAACCCGACCGGCUUGGCGCCAGCCCCGUGCUCCUGUCAGCCCUCGAGCGGGUGGCCGCCGAGGCGGCGGCCUGCGCCGGGGGCGGCACGGCGCAGGCUGGGAGCUUCGACGCGUCCGAUGCGGCCGCCGCAGGCUGGCGCCAGUGAGCCGCCUUGGGCGCCGCCUUGGGCGCCGCCGCCCCGGGGGCCACCGAGAGGUGAGCGGCUCGAGGCGUGCGGGCGCCGAAAGGCUGCGGCCGGCGGUGCGCGGGCGGCCCUCUGCGCGCGCAGAUCUGGGGCGCACGUCGCCGGGGAAGGGGAGGGGGCGG
Prorocentrum cordatum is the source of this 665-nucleotide messenger RNA. NCBI's taxonomy places the organism in Eukaryota, Dinophyceae, Prorocentrales, Prorocentraceae. The record is from the annotation of a GenBank genome assembly.